Molecule: messenger RNA, 1596 nt
Organism: Austrofundulus limnaeus
Lineage: Eukaryota; Metazoa; Chordata; Actinopteri; Cyprinodontiformes; Rivulidae
Exons: 5
Coding region: 676-1350 (224 amino acids)
Source: RefSeq, a predicted model, not a curated record
GUGUCAUAACUCCAGAAUUUACAAGCAUUAGCUGUAGGAAAAGGAAAAUAUAACAGCUUCCUCUUUUUUUUUAAUUUUGUUUCAGCUCUGAAAACUUUCUUUGUAAAUGCACACAUUUCUGGUGAAAGUUUUUUUUUUUUUUUACCCCCCCAUCAAACUUCCCUUAAAGUUUUAAAUCUGGUGGCUGGUGGAUUUCUAUAUUUCAGCUCAUGUUCUCAAACAUAACCCACCUCUGUCACCUGCUGUGUCUCCUGCUGCUCAKCCGAACCAUUAUCUGCUUGGGAAAGACUCGAACCAAAGGUGGGCUGAAACCUGAACGCCGAGGCCAUCUGGACCUCUGCUGAGGCAGCUGACCGGUUGGGGCUGUUUCUGGGCAAAGAGUCUGGGAAUGGAAAACACUGAUCUGUUACUGGAAGGGGAUUGAAAGCAGAACACUCAGAGGAUCAAAUAUCAGGCCGUGGAGAUCAGCAGCCAACGCUGAACCUUUCUGUGGGCUGACCUCAAAGUCACAGAGAUGAAAAUACUCUGAUCUUUUCAUUUUUCUUCACAAGAUUUCCAAUUUCUAGCCUCUAAAAGCACCCGAAUCACUGUAAGAGCUGAAUAUCCACCAGCUGUUGUCUACAUGGUACCUGCUGGUACAGUGGACUGCUCAGGUGUCUCCUUAGAGAUAAUUACAUGUCUGGGGACUUGAGUUGUCUUGGAUCCGGUCUCACUUUAGUCAGCCAGAGAGGCAGAGCGAACAAACAACCGACACGGAGUAAAAAUCAAUCUUUGCCACAACCUCAGUGGACAAUCCUCAUGGGGGGCCUGGCAGCUCUUUGUCUGCUGCUGAUGUUUCCAGUGAGCAGCUCACAGAACCCUUUCCAGUUGGAGCAGGAGCUCAGCGUCCAUCAGGGUCCAGCUGCACCUCCUCCAAACGUACGAGAACUCCUCAUAAGAGACGAUAGCCCUCACCUUAACGCCCAACAAACAUAUGCUCAAGAUGACAAAGACAACGCCAAGAUAUUCCUCUUCAUCGCUGCCUCCGUCGGGACCUUCGCUCUGAUGGUCGCCGUUUACUGCAUCUACAACAAGUUCUACACCAAACAGCAGUACCUGCACGCCCAGCUCAACGAUGACCCAGACUCGGAUACCUUGGACCCACCUGUGUUUUUUCACGCCUCCGCUGACUCCAGUGCAGCUUGYUUACAGAAAUCUGGUUACGGCUCGCUCUCCGACACUCCGUCCAUUAUUUCUGUGCCCCCCAGUCUGUCCCCUCAUCCUUCUGCCAUGCCCUUCCCUCCCCUCUUCCUGUCCUCUCGCUCUUUGAGAACCAUAUCCGCUCAGGAUUUGGAAAAGAAUUGCAUCUGAGGCUUUUAAAGUUAGCUGCUGAAGAAAAUAUAGUCAGUAAAAAGUGUUUGUUGUUUUUCUUCAGUUCAAAUCUUGGUAAUAUUUGUACAAAAAUAUUUAAUUUACAGAUGCAAUGACAACUUUUCACUAUUAUAUCUACUGCAAACUUAGUCACUUGUGAUGUUUGUCACUUGCAAUAGAAAACAGUUUUGCGUUUUAUCUUUUAUCACCACAAAUCUCAGUAGUGAAUAAACAGUUCAAAAAGAA